Thalassophryne amazonica is the source of this 5697-nucleotide messenger RNA. Its product is annotated as NEDD4-like E3 ubiquitin-protein ligase WWP1. Gene Ontology annotation, molecular function: protein binding; ubiquitin protein ligase activity. Lineage: Eukaryota; Metazoa; Chordata; Actinopteri; Batrachoidiformes; Batrachoididae. The record is from RefSeq and is a predicted model, not a curated record. Gene Ontology annotation, biological process: ubiquitin-dependent protein catabolic process.
UUACACGGUAGUGUCCGGGGUGGCGCGCCUGCUGUGCUGGUACUUGACACCGCGAUGGCAGCAGGAGCAGCCUGCGGGGCCUGAGCGCACACACACCGGGCGCAAGAAGCAACGAAACACGGCGCGCUAAAGACACAGACUAACCAUGGGACACGGAGUGGGUUGAGCUAGAGGGUCUAACAACAGACACCAGUCCUUGCCACUCUGGUGAAUGACAUGGCCACGGCCUCACCGAGAUUGGAAUCUAGCCAUAAUCACAGAGGAACAUCACAGCUCCAUGCCAUUGUUUCCUGUGCCAAGCUCAAGAGGAAGAAGAGCCUGUUUGGAACAGCCAUUUAUGUGGAGGUGACAGCGGAGGGGGAGUCGCGCCGCACAUCCAAAUCUCACAGCUCAUCCAACCCCAAAUGGGAAGAAAGUGUCACUCUGAAUGUAACGCCGCACACACAAGUGGAUUUCAAAGUAUGGAGUCACCACACUCUAAAAGCAGAUGCUCUGCUGGGCAAAGCGACACUGGGCCUUGUAGAAGUAUUGGAACAGCAUUGCAGAAAAUUGGAAAAUGUAAAGGAGGUGCUGAAACUGAGCAUGGAGCAUAAAGGCGCUCCAGUGCCCACAGGGGAGCUGACGGUGUACCUCAAUGGACUGACUCUCACUGACCAGGAGGAGCUGGUAGCACUUACCAGUGGCAACACUGCAGAUAGCACCAAAGUUCAACACAAUGGAGAUGCCAUCCAUGAAAAUGGAGACUCAUCUUCCACUUCCUCAAGGGCUGCCAACAGCACAGUAAAUGGUACAGAUUUGGGCAUCAGGUCUGGUUCCCGUUCAGUGUCCAAUGGUGUGGAUGAUGAGGUGCCUUCCAGCUCCUGCAGCCCUGCCCUUGAUCCAGUAGUUAAUGGAGUUCCCACACCCAACUCCACCCCAGUCCAUCAACCAUCAGAGAGUGAUUCGGAGAUUGGGAGAGUCAAUGGAAUGUCCUGUGAUUAUGCACUUGGGCCUUCCUCUGGUCCAGCAGAUGAUGUGCUGCCCCCUGCAGAUAACCAUGAUGAUUGCAGCGAAGAUGCUGUCCUGUCAGUCUCGACACCAGAUAUCACAUCACCACCGUUACCGUCGUCUUCUUCGACAGUGUUAAUGGCCUCCUCUUCUUCUGCUAAUGCUGUUGGUGGUGCUGCUGUCGAUGUACCCGCCACCUCCACACCUCAAAUGGACACCACCACCACAAGUACAUUAUCAUCAUGCACCUCCCCCACACAAAGAGAAAGGAAUGUAUCAGGAGGAGGUGGUGGUAGCAAUAGUAGCAGUGCACCUGUGUCAACAGAUGGGGCGAAGCCCAGGCAGCAGACACCCAAUACUGGUGGCUCAGAUCCUCUGCCACCAGGGUGGGAGCAGAGGAAGGACCCACAUGGGAGAACAUACUAUGUAGACCACAACACCAGGACCACCACCUGGGAGAGACCACAGCCUUUACCACCAGGUUGGGAGCGUCGAGUAGAUGACCGAGGCAGGAUCUAUUACGUGGACCACAACACCCGCACCACCACAUGGCAGCGCCCGACUAUGGAAUCGGUCCGCAAUUUUGAACAGUGGCAGAGCCAGCGCAGCCAGUUGCAGGGAGCUAUGCACCAGUUUAACCAGCGAUACCUCUAUUCAGCAUCUAUGAUGUCUGCUGAGAAUGAUCCUCUUGGCCCUCUGCCUCCUGGUUGGGAGAGGCGUGUGGACUCAAAUGACCGAGUGUACUUUGUCAACCAUAACACCAAGACAACACAGUGGGAAGACCCUCGAACUCAAGGGCUACAGAAUGAAGACCCGCUACCGGAAGGCUGGGAGAUCCGGUACACAAGGGAAGGCGUUCGCUAUUUUGUUGAUCACAACACCCGGACAACCACUUUCAGUGACCCGCGCACUGGAAAGUCCUCUGUCACCAAAGGCCCUCAGAUUGCUUAUGAACGCAGCUUCCGUUGGAAGCUUGCACAAUUUCGCUACUUGUGCCAGUCCAAUGCUCUCCCUAGUCAUGUGAAGAUCAAUGUGGCCCGACAGACACUGUUUGAAGACUCUUUCCAGCAAAUUAUGGCCCUGAAGCCUUACGACCUAAGAGCGACUCUAUGCAUCUUCAGAGGUGAGAGGGUCUAGACAUACGGCGGCUUAGCCAGAGAGUGGUUCUUGCUGUCACAUGAGGUGUUGAACCCCAUGUACUGUCUGUUUGAGUAUGCUGGCAAGAGCAACUAUUGUCUGCAGAUCAAUCCAGCCUCAACUAUUAAUCCUGACCACCUCUCCUACUUCUGCUUCAUCGGGCGUUUCAUUGCAAUGGCACUUUUUCAUGGGAAGUUCAUUGACACGGGCUUCUCCUUGCCUUUCUACAAGCGCAUGCUGAACAAGAAGCUAAUCCUUAAAGACCUGGAGUCCAUUGACCCUGAGUUCUACAACUCACUCAUUUGGAUCAGGGACAACAAUAUUGAAGAAUGUGGUCUGGAAAUGUACUUCUCUGUGGACAUGGAGAUCCUGGGAAAGAUCACAUCUCAUGACCUGAAACCUGAUGGCACCAAUGUUUUAGUCACUGAGGAAAACAAGGAAGAGUAUAUCAGCCUGAUGGCAGAGUGGAGGUUUUCCCGUGGGGUCGAAGGUCAGACCAAAGCUUUUUUGGAUGGUUUUAAUGAGGUUGUUCCCCUUCAGUGGCUCCAGUAUUUUGAUGAGAAGGAGCUGGAGGUGAUGCUUUGUGGCAUGCAGGAAGUGGACUUGCAGGACUGGCAGAGGAACACAGUGUAUCGUCAUUAUACCAGGAACAGCAAACAGAUCAUCUGGUUCUGGCAGCUGGUGAAAGAAGUGGACAAUGAGGUGCGAUUGCGGCUAAUGCAGUUUGUGACUGGAACCUGCAGACUUCCUCUGGGUGGCUUUGCUGAACUAAUGGGAAGUAACGGGCCGCAGAAAUUCUGCAUUGAGAAGGUGGGGAAGGAUACCUGGCUUCCUCGAAGCCACACAUGUUUUAACCGUCUGGACUUGCCCCCAUACAAAAGCUUUGAACAGUUGAAAGAGAAACUGCUCUUUGCCAUCGAGGAAACAGAAGGAUUCGGCCAGGAAUAGGCUGAGUCCCCUUCAGCGCUCCUCCCUUUCCCAUCGCUGUUUAUUCAGCCAAUUUAAAGUAACUAUAGAAUUGCACAGGAUAACAACCAAUGUAUAUAAGCUAGCUAUUUUGUCAUUUUAAACCAAAUCCUAAUUUACAGGGUUUUUUUUCUGUCUCAAUCCCAUUUCCCAGCCCCUGCACAUUAAUGAUUAAAUAUGCAAGCAUUUUCAGCAUUAUUGCUCCUGUUUUCAAAACAGAUUUUUUUUUUUUUUUUUUUGAGCCUCUUCACUGUUGGCUGACUUUUUAAGAGACUGAAAGUACACUUGAGAGGAUUUUAUAAUCAAAACAUGACCUAGUUUUUAAAGCUCUAGUUCUAUAGAGCUUUUAAAGGGUGUGUUUAGGAUCAGUAUCUGGUGCCUGAGAUUGAUUUUUCAUUGAUCCAUUAGCAAAUUUCUGGAGUAAUUUUCAUGUCCUUGCUUGGCUGCCUCAAAAGACAAGAAGACUGUGGUGAUCACCUUCCUCUACUCAGCAGUGUCUCAAAAGUAUUCGAACUUUCAUUCCAUCAAACAUUCAUUGUGUUAUGGAUGGACUCCAGUGUCCCUCGGUCACUGUGCUAAGGUGGACUAUUCUGCAUUAAAAUGUCCAAUUUCUGUUGAAACCAUGAGUUGUGUGUGUUGUGGCAGUGGCAACUAUGGCAGGUUUACCAGAGAAGCUGCAGUCACCUACCGUAUUACAACGGCAAAGAAGAAGGGCUCCAUUUGGCAAGUGUAAUGAACACGAUCAUGACAUUCAAAGUUGCCAUUUAAGUAUCAACACGUGAAAUUAAAAACGCAACUGAUUGCAUGACUCAGUUUGUGUUUCACAGCAUCCUGAUUAUAUAUUUGCCUCUGAAUUUAUGGCCAUGUUGUGAACUGUACACAGCCCACCAUGCUUAAUUGAGAUCAUGUUUGUUUCGAUGCCCAAAAUGCCGUGUGACAGUGACCACGCCACACACACCCCACCAGUUCAAGAAUGUCAUGAUUUAGUACAUUUCUUGAGAUGUUUUGAGGUAAAAGCUUGAACAAUAGUGAAAUAAGUUUAAAAAAAAAAAGCCCUGUUCCAGUCUUGAAUGGCUUGAAUGUAGUAUUAUGAAUACUGAAAUACCGCAUGCAUGCAGGCAUCGUCUUAGAGCACAUUGUUUGUCUCCAUCUCACUGUGUCCUUUGCACAUUCCUGUGUGAGGCCAGCCACCUGCAUUUCUUCCCUCAACAUGUCCAUAAGCCUUUUUGGCCUUUCUCUUUUCCUGCUGCUUGGCAGUGCCAUCCUCAGCAUCCUUCUCCAGAUGUACCCUGCACCUCUCCUCUGCAUAUACGCUCGCCUCUUUCACUUUGUUUCCUAAUGGCCGUAUCACCACUGUCCCUCUGAUAUGCUCAUUCUUAAUCCUGUAGAUUUUGGUCACACCUAAGGAAACAGCAUCAUCAAGCUCUACCCCCUCCAGCUCCGCCUCCAUUCUUUUGUCAGGGCCACCGCCUCAUACAACACUGCUGUCUUCUAAAUUUUCUCUCACCUGUGCAGAUACCCUUCUUCUUCACCACUCUGCCACACUACACAUUAGAUUGAGUAGAUGACCCAAAGUACCACACUCAGAAGCUUGAAGAUGAAUUUCUGCCUGUACAGUCAAAAAAAAAAAAAAGAAAGCAGGAUUCAAAAUGCCCUGGUCAGCACCAGGUGCAGAACACUGUUCAGUUUAUUUACUUGAGCCCCGCACAGUGAUUUGCUGUUUUGGUGAGGAGGCCUAAUUGACAGUUAACUGGUGGUUUCAGAAAAGUAGAAAAUGCGUACAGAAGUAGCCAUGAUGAUGUGUUUUUUUGUUUUACUCUGCUCUUUGGUGCUUUAGGAGACAUGCCCCACUUUGUUCUUUUUAUUUUUUAUUUGAACGAUUCUGGUGCUUACCGUUUCAGUCAGUGGUCUGCAUUGCAGGAGAAACAUUGGCAGUGGCACACCACCGUUUAGGAUUUUUCUAGGUUUUUGUUUUCAGACUGCUGCGAGCAGCAGCAAAACUUUUUCCAAGUUAGAGCUUGUGAUUAGUUAUCAGUCAUUUAUCUAAAAUGGAUUUAGUGUGAAGAGAGACAAGAAGAGGAACAUCCACUGUAGCAAAAGGAGCAAGCAUAAGAAAAGUCACAAAUGGCUUCACUUUGUGCUUCCUUUUGAACAGAACUUUAAUCAAAGACAAUUAACUGUAUGUGAAUAUCCAUUGUAUAAAGAUAAUGAAAGUACUUAAAUAUUAUAAUUAAUACACAGAGCCUCCAGGUCAUUGAUGAAAGUCUGUGAUGCCUUUCUUUUUAUCAGAAGUGGAUGUUUCAGGUUGCCCUCCCUGUAGCAGGUAACUAGAGUAAGUAAACCUUGGACAGUAGUAACCUGUCAAAGUAAAACUUAUUCGUGAUAUGCAGCAGGAGAGUCGUUAUUGUGCUGCCUACAGGUUUGGGUUAUCUGAAGUGUUUCCAAACUAACAUAUCGCAUGUAGAUACACUGUAAACACCAACGACACUGUACAGAGUGCCCCUUUACUGGAGACGAUGUGUAUAGAAGAUUCAUUUUUAAUCUGCUUUCACCCAUUUUGAUGGAGAGAUGGAUUUAUGAGAUACAAAUAAAUACAUGAAUAACCCC